AUUAAAGGUAAGAAAAAGACAAAGAGGAAGAAGAAUCAGAAGAAGACGGAAAGAGUUGAAAAGACUUAAAAAAAUCUCUUUCUCUUUUGUUGUUGGAGUGUUCUUUUCUCUCUCAAGCUCUUCCAUGUUUCGCUUCUCCUAGAUCUUUUGGUUAGAAGAGUGUGAAGUGAAUGAAAGAUGCAGCACAACAGCUUUUACAUGGGGUACAAUCACUUAAACCGUGACAUUGGUACGGAUGCAAGAACCGGCUAUCGUUUGUAUCCUGUUCAAGACAUUGAUUCGGUCUUAACCAAUGGAUAUGGAUCAAAUGUGAAUGUUGAUGAUGAAGAUAGGCUCUCUGCAUUGUAUGGUGAUCUUUAUCUUAGACAGUUGAAGGAAACACUGAAGCACACCAUGCUUAUACAUGAAUCUGUUUUUGAAAGCCAGAUCCAAGAGCUUCAUCGUUUGUAUCAAAGGCAGAAGGAACUGAUGAUGGAAAUGGAGGGAACUCGUAAUACAACUCACUGGCUGAGCUCAAGCGUCUCCAUGUAUCAAACUAGGAGUCUUCCUUAUGAAGAAAACAUUCCUAAGCAAGUUGAAUCUCUAGAAAAUGUCAAGAAGUCUGAAAAGAUGGUCUUGGAUCUUGAUUUACCGGUUCUUGAGUGUCAUGAUGGAGAUGAAGAGACAAUUUUGAUGAAUGGUGAAGUCCAUGAAGUUGCAAAUAAGCUGCAAUUUGAUUUGAAUGAACCGGCUGAGAUUGAGGAACAAUAUCAGUUCCUGAGUCCAGUUGCAUCCAAGGAUUCUGAUAAAAAGAAUGAGGGAGAAGAUUCAGUAAAAGGUUCCUGCUGGAUGUAUGAAGUGCAAGGUUAUAGAAUUGACUUGAACAUGUGUCCCCUUUCAUCUGAAGAUGAAGUAAAUGUUGUUAAGAAGCUUGGAGCAGAGAAACGUCAAGAGUGUGUAUCAGAGCAGUCACGAGUGUUGGUUCAAGCUCUACCAUGUUUAAACAGCACUCUACUUUUGAACAAGCCACAUGACGACUCAUAUAAGCCAAAGAAGAAGAAGUUAAAACUUGGUCCAACCAACAAAAGUUUCAAGGCCAGUUCAGAAUCUCAGACCAAUCAAGUGACUACUGAUAAAAGGAGUUCUAGUUCUGUAAGAAACCAGACUAAAGUAGUUGCGAAAAAGAAAAAGAAGAAGAACAGAAGAAUAUGUCUUGUUAAAGAGGGAAAUUAUCAAGAGAUACCUGCAGCUGAGGCUAUGGUUGACAUGUCUAGAAAGUCUGGUCGUGAAGCCUCUGAUUUUAUCACAUCCUUGAGCAAAAAUCUACUUCUGUUGGCUGAGGUUUCUUCUUUGGCUGUUGGAGGCUACGAGCUAGACUACUCUGAGGACACAACAGAUAUGACUCUGGAGGACCACAAGAGAUCUCUGAGAUCGAGUACUGCAUACAACAAAACAGCAGUCUCCAGCAUUGUCCUUAAAAAGCAGAAGAGAAGCAAUGUCAGGGGGAAACGCAAAAAUGACCAGCACACAUUUUCAGAAUGUGAAGCCAAUGAGGAUGUGCAGGUAAAGAUAGACGAUGUUUCUGACCUAGAAGGGGACUGUGAGUUCACCAAGACGAAGAGAAGAAGCUCUCCUCUUAAACGGAUAGAGGGUUUCACAUGGGGAGCCAAAAGUAAGAGAAGACGAGGCUGUAGAAUCCCUGUUGCUGAUUUUCAGCAUAUGAUCAUCAACCAAUAGUGUAGCCAAAACUAAAGAGGCUGAUUCACAGACAAAUUCAAGCUGGCUUUUAC
This is a messenger RNA of Eruca vesicaria subsp. sativa (arugula), 1769 nucleotides long. Lineage: Eukaryota; Viridiplantae; Streptophyta; Magnoliopsida; Brassicales; Brassicaceae. The record is from the annotation of a GenBank genome assembly.